This is a messenger RNA of Peromyscus californicus insignis, 2768 nucleotides long. RefSeq names its product brain expressed associated with NEDD4 1 (gene Bean1). The coding region runs from base 194 to 973 and encodes 259 amino acids. The record is from RefSeq and is a predicted model, not a curated record. Lineage: Eukaryota; Metazoa; Chordata; Mammalia; Rodentia; Cricetidae. The transcript is spliced from 5 exons.
CCGAGCGCCGCGACAUCCGAGCGGGAGCUGGAGCCCGAGCGGGACCCGAGCUGGAGCCGAAGCUGGAGCCGGCACUGCGGCGCACGGAGCGGAGCGCGGCAGCCAAGCCGAGUGAGUGGAGGGGCUGUCCCCUUAAGAAGUCAGAGCUGUGCUCGUGGGCAGGCUGGCUCCGCUGUUCUGCUCCAAGGAUUACAUGUCCUUCAAACGCCCUUGCCCCUUAGCACGGUACAACCGCACCAGCUACUUCUACCCCACCACAUUUUCCGAGAGCUCUGAGCACAGCCACCUGCUGGUGUCUCCGGUGCUAGUGGCAAGUGCUGUCAUAGGUGUGGUCAUCACCCUCUCCUGCAUCACCAUCAUUGUGGGAAGCAUCAGAAGGGACAGACAAGCCCGCAUCCAGCGACACCACCAUCGCCACCGCCGCCACCAUCACCACCACCGCCACCGCCGGCGCCGACACCGAGAAUGCGAACAGGGCCAAGCAUCUGACGGACAUAUGCACAGCCACUCCAGUCAUAGGAUGUCCUAUGCCUGUAGCCCUGCUGAGGACUGGCCCCCGCCCUUGGACAUCAGCUCUGAUGGGGAUGUGGAUGUCACAGUGCUCAGGGAGCUGUACCCAGAUUCUCCACCAGGCUAUGAGGAGUGUGUGGGACCAGGGGCCACUCAGCUGUACGUCCCCACGGAUGCACCACCACCCUACUCGCUGACUGACUCCUGCCUCAUGCUGAAUGGUGCCCUCAACUCAGGCAGCGGCCACGGCCACAGCCAACAUCAGCAGGAGCAGAGGACCCAGGGCCAGAGUGGCCUCCACGCUGUCUCCAUGGACACGCUGCCACCUUAUGAAGCUGUGUGUGGCGCAGGCUCCCCAUCUGACCUGCUGCCACUGCCAGGACCAGAACCACGGCCACCUAACUCCCGGGGCUCACCCACCCCAACCCAGGCUCCGACUGCCAGCCCUGAGAGGAUUGUGUGAGUGACCCAGCCCAUAAGUCCUACUGGUCCUUCUAGGCUACCCUAUCUCCUCCAGACACACAGGUGCGCACAACUCAUGCACAUGCAUAUAUAUGAGAACACACAAACACUGGCAUCCCCCAAAUGCACACACUGACACAAGCCGCACACAUAUAGACACCUGUACAUACACAGGUCCCACUCCCACAAAAACUCGCCUGGAAGGUUUUCUUUAGAUGAAGUGUCUCCAUCUGGUGCCUCUUCCCCCAAAGCCUUGCACCUGGUGGUAGUACCUCUCUGAACAGUGCUGGGCAGAGGUGAGGUAGGAAUCCCUACUUUCUUCCCUCUCCCCCAGCCUCCUCUAGACUGUGGCCACGAUCUGAUUCUCCUGCAGAAACUGCUUGGCCCACUUCUUGCCACAAGCCCUACCCUAGGGCUUGUCCCACUGGGAGCUGAGACAGGUCCCAGUGAGGUCCCCCUGUGCACUGUGCCUAUCUUUCCACUCCAGGUCAGAAGAGCCACAAUGUCAUCACCCUGCCACUUACAGGGUGGAGAAACCGGUCUGGUGGCCUAGGCAUGACCUGGAGGUCCUCAGAGCCCACCGAGCCCCUUGCUGUUUCAAUGUCCUCAGUUUGGCGGUGCUAGUGGGGUUAGCUCAGACACCCACCCCAAGUGACAGGGGGAGGACAGGCCCUUGGGCAUGUGUCAUGGAGGAGGGUCACAGUUCUUCCCAUGUCCAUGCCAGGAUUGGGAGUUCAAGGAAGACAAGGUAUGGGUAGCCUCAACACAGGGCUACCUAGACACUCCUCAGAGGCACAGAAGGGCCCGCUGCUCAGUAAGUGCCCAGCCAGCCCUGCUAGUCUCAGUCCAAGAGAUCUCAAGCUAACCCAAGAGCCAGUGCUGUUAUUCAGGGUGGCAACUCACAGCUGGGGACUGAGGUGACGAAUUCUGGCCUUGUCUCUCUGGGACAUACGCAGAGACAAAAAAUAAAAAGAAUAUGGACCCCACAAAAAACACCAUGCCACUAUGAGAAGACUAGUGUCUGCGGCCAACAUCCUGUCACAGAAGCAGGCAUGUGGGGACAGCAGGCUGGAGAAAGGCUCAGAUACUGGCCUGUAAACUCCAGCAAUCUCCAUCAAAGACUGUAUAAGGUGACAGAGGUGAUCUUUGAAGAGCCAGCUUGCCAAAGGUGGUGGCUAAGCAUCUCUGAGGAGAGCCCUGCCAGCACUGCCACUGACAGGGAGCAAGACACCCUGCCUCCCCCACUCCCCACCUUUUGUCACUCAUCCCAAAGCAGCAGACCCACCCCCACUGAUCCGCCUCCCACAUUUCAACUUCUCCAAUGAAGGGCUAAGACAAUUCAGCACUCCCUUUCUUAAGCAGAGGGGUGGCAAGGACGGCUAUCUUGAAUUUUAUUUUCUAUAGAAAUCGCAUUUAUUCUGACGCAGAGUGGAAAGGAAUCCACCCACGAGUUCUGUAGCAUCCUGCAAGCGGCAUCCUAGAGUCACAGUCUCUCCACCUGGGGGAGGGAACCUUGUUUACAAGCAGUUCUGCCCACCUUUGUGGUGUUCUGCUUUCUAGGCAAAAAUAUGUCUGUUGUACUGUAUAGCCUUUCAAAUGCACCCCAGGGAUGAAAGUCUUUCAAGAAAUGCAGUCUGUUUCUGUGGCUCUGGAACGUGCCGGGGGAAGAAAAACCAUCCCUGCCUACUCAUCAUGUUGGAGGGAUCUACAGAACAGCGGUUCUCCUUCCCAGAUGAGGCUGAAUAAGCAGCAAUGUAUCUUUUCUGUGUUCAAAAUAAAUACAUCCUAUCAACAAA